UUAAUUUUGCUUCGUGUUCUUUCAAAUACUGGUGUCCUCUUUCCAUGCCCCCAACCUUUAACUUAAAACUUUUAUUUCUCUCUCUCCCUAUAAAAGCCUGCUCCAUACGCUUCUCGAGAGAGACAGCAAUGGCGAAGGAAUUAGCAGCAGCUCUGAUUUUCACAUUAUGGCUGCCGGCCAUGCUGUUGUGGACUUCCGAAUCUGCAUCACCAAGUACAGUUCACCUCUCUUCUCCGGCGCCGGCGGCUCAGGUUUCCGGCCGGAGCCGCCAUUAUAACCGCCAUUUGGCUAAAUUACAGAAACUCAAGGCCUCGCUUCCGGUUCGUCGUGAUUCACUCUCCAUUGCACCGACGCCAACACCACCAAGUUUUCAGGCACCAGGUGGCGCUCGUGUGUAUCACGUGACGGCGUACGGAGCGGAUCCGACGGGCAGAGUUGACAGCACAGAAUCGCUUCUCCGGGCAUUAUCGGAUGCGUACGGAUCUCCCGGUGAAGGGUGGCUGAUGGACGGCAUCAGGAACCUGGGAGGCGCUCAUAUCAAUCUGGACGGUGGAAAUUACUUAAUCAGCCGUCCCUUGCGCUUACCGGGUGCCGGCGUAGGCAACAUUGUGAUACAAGGUGGAAGCUUACGCGCUUCAGACGAUUUUCCUUCUGACGGUUACCUGAUAGAUUUGUCGCCGUCGUCUUCGUCGUCGCCGUCGUCACCGGUGGCGAAAAUCAAGAAGCAGAAAGAGAGAAAGUCCAUGGAAGUCGUGAAGCUCGCUUCUUCUUCAUCCUACAAUUACGAGUACAUCACUUUCAGAGACCUUCUGUUGGACUCCAAUUACAGAGGCGGCGGCAUUUCGAUCAUCAAUUCCUUAAGAACAAGCAUAGACAAUUGCUACAUCACACAUUUCACCACCACUGGAAUUUCAGUUCAAAGCGGCCACGAAACCUUCAUCCGCAGCUCCUUCCUCGGCCAGCACAUCACCGCCGGCGCCGAUCCCGGAGAGCGAAACUUCUCCGGCACCGGAAUUAGCCUCAUCGGCAACGAUAACUCCGUCACCGACGUCGUCGUUUUCUCCGCCGCCACCGCAAUCCUCGUAUCCGGCCAAGCCAACAUCCUCACAGGCGUACACUGCUACAACAAGGCCACCGGAUUCGGAGGCACCGGAAUUUACUUGAAGUUACCGGGGCUUACGCAGACGAGAAUCGUGAACUCGUACAUGGAUUACACCGGAAUCGUGGCGGAAGAUCCAGUUCAGCUCCACAUUUCGAACACAUUCUUCCUCGGCGACGCGUCGAUUACGUUGAAAUCGAUCAACGGCGUGGUGAACGGAUUGAACAUCGUAGACAACAUGUUCAGCGGAUCGGACAGAGGAGUUCCGAUCGUUAAACUGGACCAAUCGAAAUCGGCAUUCAGGGAAAUAAAUCAGGUGGUGAUCGAGAGGAACAACGCGAGGGGAAUGCAGAUAAAAUCGACAGCGGCAAGCGCAGAAUCGCAAGGGAAUGGAACGUCAUGGAUUAUAGAUUUCAAUCCGAUUCUGUUGUUUCCAAACCUGAUUAGGAACGUGCAGUACUCGUUCCGGAGCAGCGGCGAGGGAUUUCCAAAGCACGUGGUGAGAAACGUGUCGGAGAAUCGGGUGGUGAUCGAGUCGGACGUUGCGGUGGCCGGAAGCGUGUUCGCGACGGUGGAUCAAGGGCACAGGUUCUCUGUUGUCUUUUGUGAAGAGAAAUAGAUUGUUUUUCUUUGGUGCUAAGGAUGAAAGAAAGUGAGGGGACAGUGAGACUUCCCUUUUCU
Molecule: messenger RNA, 1780 nt
Organism: Momordica charantia (bitter melon)
Lineage: Eukaryota; Viridiplantae; Streptophyta; Magnoliopsida; Cucurbitales; Cucurbitaceae
Product: polygalacturonase QRT3
Molecular function (GO): polygalacturonase activity
Source: RefSeq, a predicted model, not a curated record